Messenger RNA from Cylas formicarius (sweet potato weevil), 2000 nucleotides. It is a transcript of the gene VhaSFD, whose product is annotated as V-type proton ATPase subunit H. Gene Ontology annotation, cellular component: lysosomal membrane; vacuolar proton-transporting V-type ATPase, V1 domain. The record is from RefSeq and is a predicted model, not a curated record. The transcript is spliced from 9 exons. NCBI's taxonomy places the organism in Eukaryota, Metazoa, Arthropoda, Insecta, Coleoptera, Brentidae. Gene Ontology annotation, biological process: proton transmembrane transport. Gene Ontology annotation, molecular function: protein binding; proton-transporting ATPase activity, rotational mechanism. Bases 153 to 1724 code for a protein of 523 amino acids.
UUACGUGGGGAGAGUGAAGUUUAUCGAAUCAUGUGGUUGGCAGCUUACGUCAAUAAUCACAAGACUUCAUUCAACUUCGACAAAAUUUUAUUUUUGUGGGUGUAUCGUACACCAGUUCCCGAAGAAUCCAAGUUACAAUCAAUUAAGGAAUAAUGGCUACAACAAACUUAUCUACAACGGACCCUAAAAUCAAGGAUAUAAUAACAUCGCUAGAUGAUGACAAAAUUGACAUGCUAGCAGCAACUAGUGUUUUGCAGCACAAAGCGACGGAUAUCCGCAACCAAAAGGUUAACUGGCAAUCCUAUUAUCAGUCACGCAUGAUUUCCCAAGAAGAUUACAAUUUUAUUGUGGCUUUUGAUGUCAAUGAUAGUCAACAACGUGAGGCGUUACUGAAAGGAGACUCUAAGCAAGCUGCUCAGACGCUAUUGAAUUUAUUGGGACAUGUUUCUAAAGACCAAACAUUGCAGUAUAUCCUUGUAUUGGUGGAUGAUAUGUUACAGGAGGAUCGUAGCAGGGUGGAAAUUUUUCAUGAAUAUGCUAGGAUUCGAAAGGAAUCUGUUUGGGGUCCUUUUUUAAAUCUCCUCAAUAGACAAGAUGGUUUCAUAACAAACAUGACAUCCAGAAUUAUAGCAAAAAUUGCUUGCUGGUCACAAACCCCAAUGGAAAGGUCGGAUUUACACUUUUAUUUGACCUGGCUCAAAGAUCAAUUAAAAUCUCAGUACGACUCGCUCGCUGCUCAACAGCCAGAUAUGCUUAAGGGAGACACCACCGAACACUAUACGGAAAAUCGUUUCGACGAGCAGGCCAGCUCGUUCAACGAGAUAUCGAAUAAUGAGUACAUUCAGUCGGUGGCUAGGUGCCUGCAAAUGAUGCUCCGAAUAGAUGAGUAUCGUUUUGCAUUUGUAUCCGUAGACGGCAUAUCAACGUUGUUGACCGUCCUGUCCGGAAGAGUGAACUUUCAGGUUCAGUAUCAGUUGAUUUUCUGCCUGUGGGUGCUUACUUUUAAUUCCCUGCUGGCUGAGAAGAUGAAUAAGUUCAACGUCAUCCCAAUUUUGGCCGAUAUCUUGAGUGAUUCGGUUAAAGAGAAGGUAACCAGAAUUAUCUUAGCCGUGUUCAGAAAUUUAAUCGAGAAACCGGAAGAUCAGCAAGUAGCGAAAGAGCAUUGCAUCGCUAUGGUUCAGAGCAAGGUACUGAAGCAAUUGCAAAUUUUCGAACAGCGCAAAUUCGACGACGAAGAUAUAUCGGCCGACAUAGAGUUUCUAUCCGAGAAACUGCAGGCUUCCGUUCAAGAUCUAAGCUCCUUCGAUGAAUACGCGACCGAGGUGAAAUCGGGUCGGUUGGAAUGGUCACCGGUGCACAAGAGUAAAUUUUGGCGGGAGAACGCUCAACGCCUCAACGAAAAAAACUACGAACUUUUGCGUAUCCUUAUCCACUUGCUCGAAACCAGCAAGGACCCUCUGGUGCUCAGCGUGGCUAGUUUCGACAUCGGAGAGUAUGUUCGUCAUUAUCCCCGCGGAAAACACGUAAUCGAACAAUUGGGAGGCAAACAGCUGGUAAUGCAACUACUCGCCCACGAAGAUCCGAACGUUCGUUACGAGGCGCUUCUCGCCGUCCAAAAGUUGAUGGUCCACAAUUGGGAGUACUUGGGUCGCCAGUUGGAGCAAGAGGCGGGCGUAGAUAAAAAUGCCCCUAAGCCGGGAGCGCCAGUAGCCGGCAAAGCGUAAUUUAAGACAAGUGCUUAUUCCCAUUUGUAACUUCGCAAGAGCAGUAUUGUUUCUUUUGUAGAGGCCUGACCGGUACGAAAAUCCACGUACCAAAUUCAUGGCCGUAAUGUACAUAAGUGUACAGUUGUUCCACAUUCCUGGGUUAAACCUAUGAAGUAUUUAGUCGGUCUGCUUUAGAGUUCUUCACAACUAUUAUAUAUUGUAUAUAAAAAAAAUAUAAAUUUUGUUAAAUGUUACUGUUUGUGACGUUUUGUGUUAUUAAAUAGUUUAAAAUUU